This is a messenger RNA of Leptosia nina, 4986 nucleotides long. Lineage: Eukaryota; Metazoa; Arthropoda; Insecta; Lepidoptera; Pieridae. The record is from the annotation of a GenBank genome assembly.
AUGAGGCCACCGCCGCGGUUGGGGCUGAAGGCCGGCAGCCCUGGCGUCGCAGGCGUGGACGAGGACUGCAACAGCAACCCCAGCCUCGCUGGCAGCCAGAACUCCACACACGAUGACCUCGACGGGCACUGCGAUAACUCCGGCUACCUCUGGUUUCUCGAUUAUAAUCCGAUAUUUCGAGACGGCUCCUGCCACCACACCUCAGUACUGUCCUCGGUGUCAGCCUCAUACAAGGGAAUUGGCGAUCUUACGUCCCGGUUCGAAUUCACCUCACGAUACAACGACCUAGCGAGAGACCUAGAUGCGAACCUAGCUGAAGCGGACAUAGAGAGUUUUAAAACUGAAGAUAUCCACGCCCUCCUCAUGACCGCUAACUUGCCGCAUGACACCAUCCUUGAUGAUAGAGCGAAUGAUGGCGAAGAAUCUGUCGGCUCAAUCAAUACUAUGUCAAUAUGCAAGUCGGAAUUACUGUUUUCACCAGUAAAGGAGGCGGCGCACGGCGUCCAUUUCAGUGUUGAUAGUCUAGACUGUGAACUACCUACAGAACAAGAUCUAAUUCUUACAUGUCAAGCCAACAAGAACAACUACACAAUCGCUUUUGAGGGAAGUCUCACCAUUUACUCAGAGGACAGUGAGUGUGCUGAACCCGCCGUCAAUCAAAAACAUGACAAACUGGAUAAAGAUAUGAAAAUAAUAUUAGAUAGUGAUGAAAGAACGCGCAGGAAUUUAGAAUUACUAGAAAGAUGUAAGAAAUUAACAAAUAAACUAACCUCGUCUAUGGCUAGAAGCGAUUUAGGUUUAACUACGUGGAGUAAGCUUAAGAAACAAAACAGCCAAUUACCUUUGCAAAGACAUCCAUCUGGUAAUAACAAUGAGAACUCGAAUGAAAACUCAAAUGUCACAAAUGAAAUGAACAACUCCGUUAUAAAAAGUCAAAGUUUACCUAACUUAUAUAGAAGGAAACUUAUGAGCAGCUCCAUAAAUUCGGCUGCCUUAAGCAAUUCAACAGUCGACUCCUUCACUGCAAACCAAAGGUUACACAGUACUCCAAUAUGUAUGAAAGUUUAUGAUGUCUCUCAGAAUCGCUCUCAAGGAAGUCAGCACUCAGAACCCAUGAGCACAUCGUCUACUGAUCACACUUCUACAGAUAAAAGCCAAACAAAGCAGCAAUCUUUUAAUUUAGUAAAACUAUUUAUGAAACAGAAGAGCGAUAGCAAUGAGGGUAUUGUCACAAUGGAUCAACUAGAUCGAUCAGAAUGCUGGCCAAGCUCGGGAGGGGAAAGCGGGGAGUCUUUAGGAGAGCACAAAACUGAAGAUUGUAAAUUGAUAUCCGAGAGACCUCAAGCUGAGCUACCGAGUGAAGCUACAGAAGAUACAUCCUCCUUAUUUUAUGAGGAGAUACGUACUAAUCCAUUUAAUCGAGUGUACGAUGAAGUUUUGAUUGAGGAGGAAGAAUCAGAUGGCGCUAAGCUCAGUGAUAGUGAACAUAAUCUUUAUGCUGUAGUAAAUAAGCCGCGCAUAAGGAGAACUAAUACAAAUUUAGUAAACAGUCCAUCUAGAGUGCGAAGUAAUAGAAAGUCUUGUUCUUCACAUUCGUCGGCCACGAGCGUUAGUAUAUCAAGUUGCUCGGAAUCAGAUGGUACCCAAAUAACCAAAAUGAAUAAAAUUAUACACCGUGAGCCUUGCGAUACUAAGGCGACAUCUACAAAUUUUGAGACAAGCACCGAAGAUAAAAGUAUGCAAACGUCAACUUUACAAACGAGUGUUUCUCACGAAAGAGAAUUAUUCAAAGUUGUCGAAGCUUCCUUCCUUGAAAAAUUGAAAGAAGGCGAUUGUGAAAAACCUGUUUUUGUCCUGUACCCUAACUAUACUUUACCAGAUAUUAGCUUUUUGAAUGGAAGACCAAAUAUUUAUUUAAGUCCAUUGAAAAUUAACACGCCAAAGACAGUGGACAGUAAAAGAGGUAGAGCGCAAAUUAAAGGCAAGCGCCCAUUUUCGUGCAAUGAUGUAGAAAUGUUAAAGAAAAAGGGUUUGGGACACAUUAAAGACUGGGAUUCACUGAACUUUUUAUUGCCUUUAGAGUGUAGACAACUAUUAUCUGAAGUGCCAGAAUUAAUGCAACAUAUAAAAGAGAAGGAAAUUGUUCCAAAGUGUACCGACAAAUAUUGUGGUGCUUCACCAUCCUCAAGACUAAAAAAUAGGCCAAUGAGCUGCGAUUGUAAUAACUUAAACACCACAAAUACAACAGCUGUAUCAUCUAGCUCGAGUACUGCUACACAACCUUCAUCGGGUUAUCGAGGAUCAUCUACAAUGCUCACUGAUUCAUCGGCCCAAAAUAGCCCCGCACCUGCGGGCAACUUUAACCCUCUAUUUGUCUAUCGCUACGACAGUGCAACUAGUUCAGAGGCCAGUGGUCUUCAUAAUGAUUCUCAACGUGCUAAUCCAACUAUACCAAAACGAUCUCUAUCUUUAGCUGAACAACACCGUCUGGCAAAACAAGGAGAACCCGUACCUCCGAGACCGCCUUUACCGAAAAGCAUUUUGCGAAAAUCUUUGGAUAAAACAAAAAAAUCCAAUACGCACACAAAACGUUACAGCAUGUUUGAAAUGGACGACCUCAUACAAGACCCCUUAGUUUGCGGCACUGGAGCUGUAGAACAAAAAACGAAGAGACGAUCUCUACAAGAGCCUUACUAUCUGCAAAAUCAAAAUAUAGAUUACAGAAAAAAUAACGACCUGGCUGCAAAGAGAUUGUCACAACAGUUUUUAGAUGCAGCAGAAAAAGAUAUAGACUACAACGAAUACUAUCAAGAUGAAGGCGUCGGUACUGAAAGUAGCCUAGAAUCUGGCAAAUCGAAUGAACUCAAAUACCACCGACCACACACUCCACCAAUGCCCAAGCCAAGAACGAAGAAGAUGGAGUACAUAGAAUUUCCACCUCCCAGUGCGCUUAUCAGUAGUGCAGACUUACAGCAACUCGAGGAAUUCUUGAAACUAAGCGGUUUUAAUUGCCAGAACAUGGAUGAAUGGGAUCAAAAUCAAGUGCAAAAGGGCAAAAACUUAGCGGAAAUGCCAAUCUGUGAAGAAGCGGAAGUAAGCCCUGAUGAGUUUGGUAGUCCCACGCGCCAUGAAGGAAGAGUCAAAUUCGAUAUGAUUGAUGUGUCUCAAAAACGAGCUCUUGUCUCAAAUGUAACUGAUGCUGUUGAAAUGUUAAUACAACACUUCUCCUCUGCCACGGAUCAAACUGAACUCGCUUUCCUUGGCGACUCAAAACAAUCGCCAGCUUGCGCAAAAAUUGCCUUAAACGCAUUGUGUCCCGCACUUUACGCAAUAUUCAGGGACGGUUUAAAAGAAAACAUCGAAACCUCAUUUGGUGCGGUCAAUAACUCAGUUUGGCAAAUGGUCGAAUCGACAGCAAGGCAAGGCCCCAUCACAAAAUCGUUAAACGAACUAGUACUAAGAAUAAACAGCGAAGAUGCAGUAACGGAAGGAUUGGUCAAAUUCAACGCAUUCAUUUUAGGUCUAUUAAAUGCACAGUCCGUAGACGCAUGGGUAACGUAUGUGAGAACUCGGGAAUCUAUAUUGGCGAAACACUAUGAUCCCGAUUCCCUCAUACUUGCCGGUUGCGUUGGCGAACCCCGCUGCAGAGCACUAUUGGAUACUUUGUUGGCCAGUCUUGAGCCACUGCGUCUUCUACCUUUUUCUUUGGACCUCAUGUUCGAAAUGCGUGAACUGCACAGAAGCUUCAAGCGCAUCGAAAACGAUAUGAGGGCAGCGAGCCGGCCCACUACGAUUAACACUCCGCAACUAACCCUGAACCAACGGAACUUGCUGAAAUUGGUACGUUCGAUGCAGUCGAGCGGUAUGAGCGAUGAUUCUCAAGCGAGCGUCAUAAUGCGGAACAAGGAACCCAAAAGUAAAGAGCCGUCUACUCCCGACCUCCUCAAUGACACGGCUAAUCUAAAGACGGCCGUGGAAAAAAAUAGGCCGAGAUCGUGCGUCAAUCCGACACCGCUAGGUUACGAUUUGUGUCCGAACAAUAGCCGGAUCGAGUUGGACACGAAUAGGCGCUGGUCGGGGGUGCAGUUGGGUUCCAAGUUGAUGCAGGCGUUCGACAGAUUAGUAUUUGACGAUAGUGACGAUUACACAGAUAGCUUAGAGAACAACAAGCCCUCCACUAAAACGCCCGCCGUUGAAAAGCUCGAUACCAGCGGCGAGGAGCAAUGGAGACCAAGCUCCGCAAAUAGUUGUGGGAGCAACAACACAGGAAACGGGAGCAAUAAUUCCGGUGGCAAGUUUCGUAGACUUCAGCUGAAAUGGGAGAUGAUCAGCAACGCUGAAAGCCCCGUUACGCCAACCACAGGUGAAACAUCGCCAGCAACGGCGCGUGGCUCCAAGAUACCCCGGCCGGUGUCAUCGCCCGUCCGACCGCAAGCACCUUCCAUACCUUCACCUGCCAAGAACGGCCACCGUGGUAUACCGGUGGCAGUACGCAAGGGUUCUUCCCCAACGACGUCAAGUCCGCGAUCACAAACCACACAACGCGCUGCUGCAAACAGCAAAAAGCCACCGCAAGCCGCAAACAGAAUACCCGUGAAGCCGGAAAGGAAAUCGUUGGACAGCGGAAGAAACAAUCGUAUACCCGAUAGUAAAGUUAAAAUUUCGCCGACGUCCCGAGUGGACCAGGCACAAGGCGCAAGUGGUGUCACGCCACGCCCAUCAUCAUUGCCCUACGGUAGAGCCGCGCCUCCUGCUGCACCACGUCGAGCUGCCUCCUCAUCUGCUGCUAGAGCACAUACACAGCAGAAGCACAAGUACGUUCGAACUCUGUGGCACAGACUACCCUCAGAUUCCGGUCACUUAGCGUUCAACGAAGGCGAACGCUUACGGCUAAUUCUGGAGGUAGACGAUCAGCACCUUCUGUGCUGUCGAGGUGAGCAGAAGGGCCUCGUGCCACGCGACGCUGUGCUUUUAGAGGACUUCUGA